AUGCGUCUGUCAGGCUUGCAGAAGGAGGUGCUGGCGCUGUAUCGCCAGUGCCUGCGCGAGUGCCGAAAGAAGCCGCAGGACACGCGAGCUCACUUUGAAAAGUUUGUGAGGGCCGAAUUCUCACGCAACAUCACCAUUGAAAAGCGCGACUUUGCCGCCAUCGAGUUCCUGCUGCGCAAGGGCCAUCGCCAGCUCGACGUCUACUCCUCUCCUGGCAUCAAGGAUAUCAGGUAA
Messenger RNA from Trichoderma reesei QM6a, 234 nucleotides. RefSeq lists its product as uncharacterized. Bases 1 to 234 code for a protein of 77 amino acids. Gene Ontology annotation, cellular component: mitochondrion. Gene Ontology annotation, biological process: mitochondrial respiratory chain complex II assembly. The transcript is spliced from 3 exons. Lineage: Eukaryota; Fungi; Ascomycota; Sordariomycetes; Hypocreales; Hypocreaceae. The record is from RefSeq and is a predicted model, not a curated record.